AUGGCCUCGGUCUCCAUAGAAAAAUUCCCUGGUGCUAUUGAAAUAUCUUGUGUCACACCUACAACGCAGUACGUCCCCAUAAGCACUAAGAAAAAGGCCAACGAAGAUCGACUACCGGAAAGUAAUGUGCCUAAUAUGCAGUCCAAUCCAGAAGUUAGUGUACCUACUUAUGAAAAUUUGACCUUGCAACCGCGAACCCAGCAGACAAAUAAGAAUCGUUACGACCGCCCCCCAAAGAAUUCCACUCCUUGUCGAAAGGGAAACCGAUGCGACAUUCAGCAUCUUAAACCAUCUCGCAAUACACAUAAACAUAAUGUCCCCUGUCCUUUUUUGCAGAACAGAGGCUUCUGUCUGAAAGACGAUCGAUGUGAUUUCUCCCACACUUGGGUACCAACCAGAAG
Messenger RNA from Paramuricea clavata, 401 nucleotides. The record is from the annotation of a GenBank genome assembly. Lineage: Eukaryota; Metazoa; Cnidaria; Anthozoa; Malacalcyonacea; Plexauridae.